GAAGAAACGUCGUUUUGGCACUUCUUGCCUCCACAGCGUCGUUAACCAUUGCUGCCCCAAUGAGUGGAUAGAGUCACCCAUACAUAUAUGUCAGUAGCCGCGUCAUCGGUUGUCGGCGGGGCUGGGUUGGGCGCGUUGAAUCCUGACGACCAGGAGGACCUGCAGCGGCUAUACAACUGGGUCGAUGAAAUCCCACUCUCCAGGCCCAAGAAGAACAUCUCGCGGGACUUCGCAGACGGAGGUGCGCUGACACAUUCACACAUGGGAGGGGGCAUUGCUGAUGAGUUCGUCUGUCAUGUCAUGUGUCUGCGGUUGUUUGUUUGUCUUUCUGUCUGUCUGUCUUUCCUUCCAUCAGUGUUGAUGGCUGAGGUGGUGUCACAUUUGUUCCCGAAGUUGGUGGAGCUCCACAACUACAGGUAGGCAGUGCACGGUGUGUGAAAGAAAGAGCCAAGGAACGAGUGACUGAGGGAGGGAGGGAGGGGAGGGAGGGGAGCAGACAGUGCAUUCACGAACGCGCUGAAUCAAUCAUCGCUCACUCCCUCGCUCCCUCUGUAUGUUCAUGUCAGUGCCGCCAACUCUGUCGCCAAGAAGGUUUAUAACUGGAACACUCUCAACCGUACGCAUCACAUCACACAGACAGACACGCACAGAUAGAAACGAAACACGCACACACACAUGUGCCUCCUGCUGCUGCUGCUGCUGCUGCUGUGUGCUGUUUGUUCCUCUCAGAGCGGGUGUUCAAGAAGAUGGGAUUCCAGCUUGAAAGCACUGACGUGGACGAUGUGGUCAACGCCAAACCCUACACCAUCGAAAAGAUACUCAGGCAGUUCCAAAUCAUGGUGACUGACACACUGAUACACUUGACUGACACGCUCAGCAAUCGGGGAGCCAGCCAGCCAGCAAUGAGCAAGAAGUGGCUUCAUCGACAGACACGUGUCUAUCUGCCUGUGUGUUUAUUUGUUUGUGUCCACAUCCAUCCAGUCUGAUGUGUACCGUGUUCGUGUGGCGACCCGGCAGACGAUGGAGCCGACCAGCGGCCACAUGCCGGGCCUGCCAUCGUCCAUGCAGCAGCAGCCGCCAUCGCCACCCAUCCACACAUCACCCCCGCACCAACCUGGUCAGUGAACGACACGACACCCACCGCUCAAGGACACCCAGCACCCUACACAUGACAUGCAUCCCGUGUUUGGGUUCAUUCGACAUGUGUGUCGUUCAUUACUGCAGUGGCUCCCGCCGCCCCCUCCCGCCCCACCCGCCCGGAUGGCACUCGCGCCACCCGGCACCAGCCGCAAACCCGUGUUGCUGCACCGCCACAGCAGCAGCAGGCCAGGGCGCAGGAGGGACGACCCACACAUGGUAUGGUCAGUCACACACACACAGACAGAAACAGCACCGACGGGGAUGCCUGCUGUGUGUGCGUCUGUCGAUGCGUCGCAUCCACGAAGGUGUUAGCGUGGAGGAACGGUCGUCGGCCAGGGGCGUUGGUGGUGGUGCUGGUGCUGCUGGUGGUGUGCCAUCGCACCCCAGGAGCGCGGGCAGCAGACCGGCGCCGACCGGUGGACCGUUUAAAGGUCAGUUAAGGAAGGACCCACUGCACUGAUGGAUCUUUCCCUUUUGGCACAUUCAUGUGUGUGUGCACCAGAUCGGAGUUCGCAUGGCGCGAGCCGCCGGAGGGAGCCCAUGGGCCAGACUGACUAUGAAGAGAUCAUCGUGAGCGGCUGACACGACACAUGGUGACCAUACGCACCCACCAUCGACAUCUGUGUGUGUGUGUGUAUGUUAAGGCUGAGAAGGACGUGUUGAUAUCUGAUCUGAAGGAAACGGUGCACAUACUGAACGAGAAGAUACACAACCUAGAGAAACUCAUCCGAGUCAAGGUACGCUACGCCCAGCACGUCACCACCCAAAGAGGCCGCCAGUGCACGUCUGUCUGUCUGUCUGUGUGUGUGUGUGUGUGUCAGGACGCCAAGAUCCAGGCGUUGGGCCAGGCCCGGCACAUGACGGGCGUGCCCGCCCAGCCCCAGCAGCCGUCCGCGGCCUACCCGCCAUACAGAUCCAACUUGCGAUGACUAGGUGGACGCGCGAGCGUGAACAGGAUUGCACGCAAACGUCGGUCGGUCUGUAUGGGCGAUGGAUGGAUGGAUGGAUGAGUUGCUCAUGACUGACUGCUGCGUAGUGCGUCGCGUUGCUUGGGGGAGAGAGUGUUGAUGUGUUGACUUGACGUGCGACGGACUGAGUGACUCGGUGGACGAACGGUAAUAUUUGUCUUGACGCUGGUCGAUGCAGUC
Vitrella brassicaformis is the source of this 2288-nucleotide messenger RNA. Lineage: Eukaryota; Vitrellaceae. The record is from the annotation of a GenBank genome assembly.